This is a messenger RNA of Adineta steineri, 474 nucleotides long. NCBI's taxonomy places the organism in Eukaryota, Metazoa, Rotifera, Eurotatoria, Adinetida, Adinetidae. The record is from the annotation of a GenBank genome assembly.
AUGUUUGCUAGUAAAUUUCUUUCUCCAUUAAAAUUUUCUCUAAUUCAAAUACGUUUAACAUCGACAAAACUCGGUCCAGUAUGUGAAUUAAUUAAACAAACUAUUGAAAAAUCCGAUUUAAAACCUUAUCAUGUUGAACUUGUUAAUGAUAGUUAUAAACAUAAUGGUAAUAAACCUGGAAAUGAAACACAUUUACAAUUAACUGUUAUAUCACAUAAAUUUGAAGCUAUACCAAUGCUUGAAAGACAUCGACGUUUAAAUGAAUUAGUUAAAGAUAUUGUUAAAGAACAUAAAAUUCAUGCAUUAAGUUUCUAUACACCAAAUCCAACAUUAUGGUAUGAUAGUUUUCGUCGUGGACUUAAAUUAGAUGAAAAAUAUCGUACACCACCAUGUCUUGGUGGUCGAAUUAAAGAAUUAAGUGAACAAACUGAUCAACUUAUACAAAAACAAACGAAAUCAAAUGAAAUUGUGUAG